Molecule: messenger RNA, 1383 nt
Organism: Physella acuta
Lineage: Eukaryota; Metazoa; Mollusca; Gastropoda; Physidae
Product: sodium-coupled neutral amino acid transporter 7-like
Biological process (GO): amino acid transmembrane transport
Cellular component (GO): membrane
Molecular function (GO): L-amino acid transmembrane transporter activity
Source: RefSeq, a predicted model, not a curated record
AUGUCUAUUCACACGCAAAACAACAAUUUCGAGUACUUGCAUGAUGGGAGAAAAGAGACCAAGUCUUGUUUAAGCUUUUGCUCAUCCAACGAUAGCAUCAGUCAAAAAACAGGUUCCGGAUGGUUUAUUUCAGCGUUUCUAAUCGUCAACGCUUCAAUAGGGUCCGGACUUCUAAACUACCCUAUAGCUUUCUACCAGGCGGGUGGGAUCUUGACGGCUGUGAUAGUCCAGUCGUUUUUCCUGGUGUUUGUCGUGCUGACGCUGCUCACCCUUGGCUACUGUUCUGACAUCAAGGGAAGUAACACCUACCAAGACGUGGUUCUCUCCCUGUGUGGCCGUAAAGCCCAGCUGGCCUGUGCUGUUUGUGUUCUGCUCUACAGUUUGGGAACUUGCAUCACUUAUCUGAUUCUAAUUGGGGAUCAAUGGGAAUUACUUUUCCUAAAUGUAGCUUAUGACUUUUACUGCAGUACAGCGCCCGUCUACAUGACAAGAGCUUUCGUUAUCUCAGCCACGUCUAUAGCCUUUAUACUGCCGUUAUGUUUUCCUAGAAGAAUCGACUUUUUACGUUAUACCAGUAUCAUUGGCGUGCUGGGUCUACUCUAUGUGGUCGGUCUAAUUGCCGCAAAAUAUUUUCUACCCCAUGAAAAUCCGGGAGCUAUUAUCCAAGGGCCACAUACAUGGAUGGAUAUUUUUCUUGCUGUCCCUAACAUCUGCUUUGCCUAUCAGUGUCAUAUCAGUAUAAUCCCCGUCUACUCCUGUCUUGACAAACGUGACUUGAGAGAGUUCUCUAAAACAGUAACACUUGCCAUGAUAUUGUGUGUACUUAUCUACACCGUCACUGCAGCUUUGGGAUAUCUACAGUUCGGUGACAGUAUCACAAAUGACAUACUGCUGUCGUUUAACCCAACAGCUGCGGUGAUGGUGGCUGUCGUUUUUGUGGUUGUCAAGGCUUACACCACCUACCCUAUUCAUUGCUUCUGUGGCAAAGCCGCCUUCGAUACGGUGUGGAAAAUGGUGUGGCACAUGAGCCCGGAGGAAAUCAUCCACAGAGAAAACAACCGACACAUCGCAACCACAUGUGUGUGGUUCACCUUGACCCUGCUGUUGUCCAUCUUCAUUCCCAAUAUAGGCGUGGUCAUUCAGAUCCUGGGAGCGUUAGCGGCCGUUUUUAUUUUUGUGUUUCCAGGUUUGUGUUUGUUUAAGGUUACACAGACUAAAAUAGAUUUCGAAGAGAAACAACCAACGCAGAUUUACGUGUUAAGAGCGAUGGCAAUCGUCUUCCUUAUCGUUGGUGUUUUUAUCUUUGGACUGACAUUAUCGCAGGCUGUUAUAAAAGACAUUCAAGGUGUCAAGCCAGAUUCUUCCAAGUUCACUUGCAGAUGA